Phytomonas sp. Hart1 is the source of this 1761-nucleotide messenger RNA. The record is from the annotation of a GenBank genome assembly. NCBI's taxonomy places the organism in Eukaryota, Euglenozoa, Kinetoplastea, Trypanosomatida, Trypanosomatidae.
AUGAAGCAGACCCUGACCCCGGCGGUACGGCGCCCGCCCGGGGACGGCAGGCCUGGGUUAGGCCAGGUCCAGUACAUGGAGGAGUACUACACCAGCCGGAAGGGCCCCUUGUUCGCCACAGCUGUGAUUGCAGGCACCAACGCAGUGAAACAAGCCAGCACCCUCAUCCCCUUUUGUCACCCGAUCCCCAUCCAGAAGUGCAGCUUUACUUUUCGGCGACGUGUGGUCGGGGGCGGCUUGAAUUACACUGCCUUGCCUCAUCGUGUGGUGCUGCGCAAGCGAGCCGCGCCGCAGCCGUCUCCGCAACCUGGCAAACAGGAAUGUAGCGUCUUGUAUUGCUUCUGCACCGUGGCCACAGAAGAAGCUAAAACGGGUGUUGAGAUGGAGGCGCUGACAGGCGCAAUGGUGGCAGGGUUGACUCUCUAUGACAUGCUCAAGGGGCUGCCCGGAGCACAAGAGGACGGCUUGGCAGUCGGUGAAGCAUUUAUCUUAGCCAAACGCGGAGGUCGAAGUGAUUUCACAAAGUUGCUCAUGUCAGAGCCCGAUAGACCUGGACACGCGGUGGUGCCACUGCCUGCGAAUGCUUCUACGGCAUCACCAUCCAGCACUGCUGCAGAGCCUAAAGAAAAGCCAGACACUGACGCCACUAGUGAAAAAAAAAAUGAGGUCUCCAAGGAAAGUAAAAAUAAUGCAAAUCUUGAGGAAGAAGUCGAUGAGGAAGGGGAUUCUACUGAAGAGGAGGAAGAGGAAGAACAAGAGCACGAGGCCAAAGUUGAGCGAAAACCACUAGCGUCUCCUUUAAAGAGGGCCACGGACAAUAGUACUGGUGCAUUGCUUGCGCGCACGGCAGGGGACACAGGUGCAUGGUGGCGCUCUUCAAAGCACGAAAAAAAACUCCAAGAAUUGUACCCUCGGCGCAAGUAUGGCGAGGGCUCACGAGUGUCGCCGCCUGAGAAACUUGUGCAAAAGAAUCAGGCCCCUGCAGGACUUAAGAACAUCAAGAACAAACCUACUACAACUGCGAAGCCUACCGCACGCUCUGAGAUCGAAGACUCGGAGCAAGCUGAAGACGAUGACUGUGCUGCUGACGUUGAGGCCGAUGAGGUUGAGGAAGCAUCGAUGCCAGCAAGAACGUUGCGAAAGCACUUCAAAAGUAGUCACUUAGAGAAAAAGACCGGUCGAUCUGUCGUACGCAACACACCCUCCUCUGCACCUGCCACGUCGGCGUCCGUACAUUUGAAGCGGAUCAAGAAAGCUGCGCCCAUAGCAACCGGCAAGGGAAUUCCGCAUCGAGACAAAAGGACAGUGCGGGCUACUCCACCACCCGCUCCCACGGCAGACGAAGAAGAAGAAGAGGAGGAGGAAGAAGAGGAGGAGGAAGAAGAGGAGGCGGAGGAAGAGGAGGAGGAAGAGGAAGAGGAAGAAGACGAGGAGGAAGAUCAGGUUGAUUACGAAGAGAGCAAUGGAGAUGAGGAGGACGAGGAAACUGAGACUGAAGAAGUAACAAUGGAAACAUUAAAGCGGGAAUCAUCACGGCCGAAGGGCAAGAAAGCUCGCGCAAUAACGCCACCGAGGGAGGAGUAUAUAGAGAAGAAGGCACUUGCAAAAGGUGGCGGUUCAAAGAAAUUGGCGCUAAGAGUGGUGGAACAUGACUCCUGGGAUGCUGAAACAACGACGUACAAGGACGAAGUAGUUGACAACGAUGGGGAAAAGAAGGAGUCACCAUUGCCACUGAAAAAAUUAAAGAAGCGUAGACGAUAG